CUUCUGCACACAGUUGCAUGAGCAUUUUGGUGGUUAAAGUGCAUGACAAUUACCAAGUUACAAAAAAAUGUUUAAAGACCCAUUUUUCAUUCAAAUGUUGAAAAUCAGAUUUCUGGGAGGGUGAACUAAAGGAUCUGCAAAUCCAGUUGCCUUCCAGAUUCCCUUUCAAAUUAUGUAAUGCUAUUUCCCACCACGCAUCCCACCAAGAGCCAUUUUAAUACAUGUCUAGUAUUUAAAGUGGCACGAGGCCACCCACCCACACUACUCGAUUGUACGAACCCUCCGGAAAAUCCUUUAUAAGGUCUAACCGUAUAAAAAAACACAGUAACCAUGUUGGCAUUGAUUCAAGCUCUGAUGGGAAACAUAUGAGCGGUAACAAUGUGUUUUCAAUAGCAGCCUAGAACACAGGGAUGCUGCGAUCUGUGUAAGUGCCUUAUUCAUGCACAGCCUGUCAUCCAGGCAACAGACUGCUGUUCUCACUCAGGAAUGUAUCUCUUGCUUUGGAGGGCUGCACCCGUCAGCUUGUUUUGAACUUCCAUCGAGCAGCUUUCAUUGGAUUCACAGCACACCUGAUUCCUUUCAUUCAGAAAUCCUCCCGGAGUUAAAUAAGGAUAACGCAAAUUUCAGAUUCUCCCUGAAGCUGCUCCCUGAGAAUCUUCAGCAUUAUUAACUUGCAUUAUGAAGCUAUUUCUACUGAUGUUCCUCCUCCUGCGUUGCCAUGGCAAACCCUAUCGGCCAGUUGAUAUCAUGGAUACAAUGAAUAUCCAUGACAUCAUGAUGAGGGAUUUUGGGGAUGAUGAUGAUGACGACGACGAUGACGACGACGACGACGAUUAUGACAAUGACCUACUGGAUUGUCCUCGUGACUGUGAAUGCUCACUAAGAGUUGUUAGGUGUUCAGACAAAGCCCUAGGGCAGGUUCCAGACAAACUUCCAGAAGACACAGUGAUGCUUGAUCUCCAGAAUAACUACAUCUCUGAGAUUAAGGAGGAUGACUUCAAGGGCUUGAACAACCUUUAUGGUUUGUUCCUGCUCAGCAAUGAAAUCACAAAGAUCCAUCCACGGGCUUUCCGAGAUAUGAAUAAGCUGAAACUUCUUUACUUGUCCUACAACCUCCUGACUGCAAUACCAGCCAACUUGCCGAAGAGUAUCCUGGAGCUACGUCUCAGUGAUAACAACAUAAACCGGAUCCAGAAAGAUGCUUUCAAGGGCAUGAUGUCCUUGCAAGUUCUAGAGAUGAGUGCCAACCCGAUUCCGAACAGUGGUAUUGAAUUUGGAGCUUUUGAAGGCAUGUCUACUUUUUAUCUGCGGAUUGCUGAGGCCAGGCUGACAGCAGUACCCAAAGAUCUGCCGUCUGCGCUCGUCGAUCUUAACCUGGAUUACAACAAGAUCGCUAAAGUGGAGGUUGAGGACUUUUUCAGAUACAAAAAGUUGCAAAGAUUGGGUUUAGAGUUCAACCAAAUCAAGUACGUGGAGAAUGGAAGCCUUGCCAGCAUUCCCAACAUCCGAGAAAUCCGCUUGGACAACAACAAACUGAAGAGAGUUCCGCCAGGUUUGAAUUCACUUAAGUAUCUCCAGGUUUUGUUACUUCAUGCCAAUAAAAUUCAAACUGUGGGAAUGAAUGACUUCUGCCCUGCUGACGUCCGGGCCAAAAAGGCCCUCUACAAUGGCAUCAGUCUCUUUGCCAAUCCAGUCAGGCACUGGCAGAUUCAGCCCGCUGCGUUCCGCUGUGUUUCAAGCCGAGGACUCCAUGUUGGGAACAGGAGGAAGUGA
Clupea harengus (Atlantic herring) is the source of this 1773-nucleotide messenger RNA. RefSeq names its product asporin (LRR class 1) (gene aspn). Lineage: Eukaryota; Metazoa; Chordata; Actinopteri; Clupeiformes; Clupeidae. The record is from RefSeq and is a predicted model, not a curated record. Gene Ontology annotation, molecular function: protein binding.